Molecule: messenger RNA, 1301 nt
Organism: Lasiosphaeria miniovina
Lineage: Eukaryota; Fungi; Ascomycota; Sordariomycetes; Sordariales; Lasiosphaeriaceae
Exons: 2
Coding region: 180-1082 (300 amino acids)
Source: RefSeq, a predicted model, not a curated record
ACCUAGGUCAAAGCCUUCUGGCCGCGCGAACAAGCUACCGGGAUAGCACAGUGUCAGGCAGUGCGCUUGCCUUGAACGAGCUGGGCCUCGAGGACAAGCCCGCCGGUUGUCUAAAUCCCCAGGCACAAAAUCACCACACCACCCAGACCAGCAGUCAGCACCCGAGCCGCCUUCAUUCCAUGCUCCGUUGGGCUACGCAUGCCUUAAUCGGCGAUACCAUCAAAUUCAAAAUGGAAGUUGAGGUGCAGCAGGAGCUGCUUCUCGCCGGCGACCCCUUGAUCCAGGCUACGACCCAGAAUGAGUCCCUACAAAACCACACACCAUACGACUUCCUCGAACCUCCAGGCCCUCAGUCCAGCGGCAACAGGCCCUUGGGCACUAUGAACUGGCUCGACGGGCGAGAAAUAGUAGCCGCCUCUAUCCCGCAGCCAGCCCCCCCGGACUACGACGAUUUCGUACAGAGAGACUACGUCGAGCGCCGCAAGCAGCUGCAAGUGUCGUGGGUCAGCUGGGCCGAGGCGAAGCGUCUCGAGCAUCGUUGUAACUACGCUAAUUUUCGAGACUCGGUGGCGGCGCGCGUGGGCGGCCGCGGAGCUAGCAACGAAGCUGGCACAAAAACUCUAGACAAGGCAGCCACGACACGCCAGCUCAGGCUCAGACUCAAGAAGGCGUUCUUGCUCGACAAGAUGGAGAACUGGGCGCACAAGAUAAAGGUGUUCAGGAAGGAAAGACGGGCCUGCACCCAGGAGCUAAUCCGAGAGCGCCACGAGUACUACCUCGAGCGCGCCAAGAGCCUCGAGGACGAGUUUGCGGCCAAGAUGGCCAUCACAGUGGCGGCCAGUGAGACGGAGGGCGGCCCGCACAACAACGAUACCAGUCCUGCCGCUACUAAAGGUUCACAGACUAGCGCAAAGGAGGAAGUUACAGGCAAGGACGCCGUAUUUGAACUCAGCAAGAAGCUGAUGGGCGCCAGUGAGAGGCAAGUGCUAACCCGGGAGCGUUCUUUCUAUCCGUUUCUCCUCCUCCAAUUUUUCCGGAAAUUUUCUGUACUAUUGUCCAUUGUCAAAGUUAACAAACCGUAGCGACUUCCCAAUACCCGCAUUCGGGAAACUUCCGGGGCCAGAUAAUUGGAGGUAAACGAAACAGAGCAUGCAGGAUGCGGCAUUACCGAGCCCCUGGAGGUAGAUAGCAGGGUUGGGGAUCCACUCAACGUGUAACAAAAUGGAGUGCAUAUGGUGCAGCUGUGUUUUUUGAUUGUGUGAUAGCAGGUGACAUAUAUGUGCAGCUUUAGUAGCCUGGCC